Molecule: messenger RNA, 374 nt
Organism: Adineta ricciae
Lineage: Eukaryota; Metazoa; Rotifera; Eurotatoria; Adinetida; Adinetidae
Source: the annotation of a GenBank genome assembly
AGUCUAGCCAACGCGCAACCUAUUCCGUUAUUUAUCAGUUUAUUACCCACUCUAACGCAUGAACCAUUUACUGUACCACAUGAUUAUUAUUCAACAGAAUAUGUAGCAACGAUCGGUGUUGAUUUUCAAAUUCGAACAUUAGAAAUCGAUUCUACGCGGUGCAAAUUAGUAAUAUCGGAUCUAGGUGGCCAAGAUAGUUUCAAAUAUGCUCUAUCAUCUUUUUAUCGUAAUGCCAAUGGUAUUGCCAUUUGUUUUGAUAUAGUAAAUUUAGAAAGUUUUCGUAAUCUUAAUAAUUGGCUUGAAAAUGUUCAACGAUUGUGCCGUGAGCAAACACCCAUAUUUCUUGUUGGUACAAAAUCUGAUUUGAAACUGAG